UACUACCUACCUACCUACCUACAUAUUCUGUACAUACCAGGUGGGUAGAUACCUACCCAGGAUUCAACGUUCCAGAUCACCUAUUAUUCUUCAUUCAGGGUCUCGAAAACGAAAGCAACCAUUAUAAACUUUAAACUUCUCCCAAAAAAGUUACCUUCCGAAAUAGCAUGAGGUCGUGAUGGCUACAGUUGCAGAACGCUACGACGCGCUACUUCGGUGGGUAGAGGACGACGGAGGGAGUCUGAAUACCGCCAUCGAGAUCUAUUAUGACGACCUCACUAAAGCAUCUUUCCGUGUGAAAGACUCAUGUUCACUUGGAGUAGAUGACCCUAUCGUCACUCUCCCACUUUCGAAAUCCCUCUCAUAUAUUAAUGCUAUUGACAAUCACCCGGAUUUCGCAUCUUUUUCUCUAGGCGACGUGAAUCGUGAGGACACACCCUACUUCCCAACCGAGUUUCUAAAGACGACACCUCCGCACAUCGCCGGCCGGUUCUUUCUCAUGCAACAACACCUUCUCGGGUCCAAAUCUAAAUGGUGGCCGUAUAUACGAACUUUACCUCAGCCCGAACACAUGGGUAGCAUUCUUCCUGCCAUGUGGCCAUCGGACGAUAUCGACUUCCUGAAGGGGACCAAUGCCUUCUCGGCCAUUCAGGAUAUAAAAUCCACCUUGAAGAAAGAGUACAAGCGCGCUAUAAAGUUGCUGCCGGAAAGCUACCACUCGGAGUAUACUCGACCGCUGUACUAUUGGGCUUAUGGUAUUUUUACGAGCCGUAGUUUUCGCCCUUCGCUCAUUCUCCCGUCGCAAACUUCGUCUAGCCUCCCUUGCGAUGUAGACGACUUCUCAGUAUUACUUCCUUUAUACGAUAUCGGAAAUCACUCGCCAUUGGCUAAAAUUGCGUGGACCACCGACGAACAAGCCCAGCUGUGCAUACUUAGAUGUAGGCAAACAUAUUCGAAUGGGGAACAAGUGUUUAAUAACUAUGGCAUGAAGACUAACGUCGAGUUGCUUCUUGGCUAUGGAUUUGUGAUUCCAGAAGACGACAGCUUCCACAAUGAUUAUAUCCAUAUCCAGACAAAGGCGGAUCCAGAAGCAGGCGACCUGGCUGCUACGCAUGUCGUCUCACUGAGACCUAUGACACACCAGAGCUCUUUAGUAGGAAGGUCAAGACUCCUGAGCGCGGACUCACUCGGCUGUCUUCCCUGCUUUUCGCACAUUCAAGAUACCCUCAUUCUUGCCCUCUACGAGACCAUCACAAAGGGAGAAAGCGAAACAAACAACGCCAGCCUGAGCGAAAUUAUGCGGGGAGAAAUCGCGGAUGAUGUUCUCAGGAAAAUUAUUGACUCGCUAGGUUCGAAGUUGAGUAUUGAUCUGGAGGACUUGGAAAUGAGCGAGCCCGAGUACGAGGCUACUAAUCGUAACCAGCAACUCGUCGUACACUAUCGUGAGCAAUGUGGAAAAGUGUUGGAAAAUGUGCUUCGGAGCUUAAUGACGGGAUAAGAUUUCGUUCAAAGGCAGAUGUACCAGAUGUACCAGAUGCACAAGUUUGCCGGCUCGUACAGGUGCUCAAAAUCGAUCAAUUCACUGUCAAACUCCAAACUAGGGGUAUCAAAAUGCAAUCUGCCGCCGACGCCCAAUAAUACCGGAGCACACCCCCCCUUUUUUUAUGACCCAAAACAUUCUUCAUAAAUAGAGGAUGUGCUCACCCUCCGACACGC
Molecule: messenger RNA, 1716 nt
Organism: Annulohypoxylon maeteangense
Lineage: Eukaryota; Fungi; Ascomycota; Sordariomycetes; Xylariales; Hypoxylaceae
Product: SET domain-containing protein
Exons: 1
Coding region: 179-1498 (439 amino acids)
Biological process (GO): peptidyl-lysine monomethylation
Cellular component (GO): nucleus
Molecular function (GO): protein-lysine N-methyltransferase activity
Source: RefSeq, a predicted model, not a curated record